GAUCCUGUCGCCACAUGUCGGCUCUAGAUAGGGCCAUCUUCUGCUGGUGGGCAGUGACGGGGGCGAUUCACGUGGUGCUGGAAGGCACGUUCGUUGCGUUCCCGGACCUCAUGAGCAGCACCAGCAACGCCUUUCUAUUAGACGCAUGGAAGGAGUACAGCAAGGCUGAUUCGCGCUACGCCACACGAGACGGCUGUGUGCUCUCUGUUGAGGCAGUCACUGCGUUCAUUGAAGGGCCUGCUUGCUUCCUCAUCCUAUAUGGUCUGGCGUCGCGGCGCCCCUUCUCCCCGCUCCUCCAGUUCGCCGUCUCCCUCGGCCAGCUGUACGGCGACGUCAUCUACUUUGCGACAAGCUUCCUGGAAGAUUCCAAGCACUGCCAUCCGGACCCGAUCUACUUCUGGGGGUACUUUAUAGCGAUGAACGCCGUGUGGAUUGUGGUCCCCUUUGCCAUCCUCUGCCGCUGCUGGGGGCAGAUCACGGCAGCCAUGGCAGCUGCGUAUGCAGCUGGGGGGAGUGGUGUCGGUGGUGGUAGUGGGGGGAUGAAUGGGGCAGUGAAGAGCAGACGGACAAAGAGGGAAUGA
Messenger RNA from Closterium sp. NIES-65, 581 nucleotides. NCBI's taxonomy places the organism in Eukaryota, Viridiplantae, Streptophyta, Zygnematophyceae, Desmidiales, Closteriaceae. The record is from the annotation of a GenBank genome assembly.